Molecule: messenger RNA, 2480 nt
Organism: Triplophysa rosa
Lineage: Eukaryota; Metazoa; Chordata; Actinopteri; Cypriniformes; Nemacheilidae
Gene: osgin2
Product: oxidative stress induced growth inhibitor family member 2
Exons: 6
Coding region: 731-2479 (582 amino acids)
Molecular function (GO): oxidoreductase activity
Source: RefSeq, a predicted model, not a curated record
GAGCAUGUCCCCUCCCGGUCACCGUAUCAGACGGGCGCUUGGUCAGCCCAUGUGAGUGCCCAUAGUGAAUGUGUUCAGGAGACUGUUAAAUGGGGCAAUGGGGUGGAAAUGCCAUUUUCAAACAUUGCCAACUCUACCAGUACCCCCCCAUACACACCCCUGUCGCACCAUCCUGCCUCCGGUUAUGCUUGGAAUCCUGCACGCUCUGAAAAGUAUAAACAACCAGGGUGAAAGAAAAAGGGGGUGUGUUAGGUGACUGGAUGGGCCGACUGUCAGAAUGCCAAACCCACUUUUUUUGAAAAACAUAAACACGGGCAUCACGGAUUAACAAGCCAAACGGAUGUGCAAUCAGGGGUGAUUUGCACCCGCCGGGACAAGACAAUGAGUGUACCCGGAUAACAGUUCUAUUUCUAUAAAACUGUUUAUUAGUUGCUUUUGUCAGAAGGCAGUAAAAGCACUGAUCCUGUAUGCAUACAACAGAAAUGGCAUACAAAAUGAACACAAUUACUAUUUAUAUUUUGUGUAAAAAAGGUAUAGAUAGGUAUCGUAUAGGUAUAUGAAAACGUUUUAGUUAACAGAUUUUGCCCCCCAUUGACUACCAUUGGAAAAAUUACUUUAUCAAAAUUACUUUACUUUACUUUCAAAUAUCUUUCUCUGUGUUCAUCAGAACAAAGAAAUUUAUACAGAUUUGGAACAACUCGAAGUGCCAGCUCUGAUUCUGGCUGCCACUAUGCCUCUUCUGGCAGAAAGUUCCCUGCCGAGGGACUGUGCUCGAACUGUGCCAGUAGUCAUCAUUGGGAACGGCCCUUCAGGUAUCUGCUUGUCAUACCUUCUGAGCGGGUAUACUCCGUAUUUAGAUCCCGUGGCUGCGCACCCAAACACCAUCCUGUUUCGUAAACUACAGGAAUCCAAACAGGUUCCUAUAACUGAACAGGAUUUGGAGUAUCUCUGUGAGGGAUUAGAAGGGCGUUCGGGGAACCCUGUGGCAGUGCUCUUUGACACCCUCCUUCAUCCGAAUGCAGAUUUGGGCUUUGAGUUUCCAUCUUUACUGCAGUGGAGGCUGGAAAAGAAACGGCACAUUCCUCAUUUGGUCUUGGGCAAGGCCACACCUGGUGGUGCCUGGCACACAAUGGAGGGUUCAAUGCUUACAAUUAGUCUUGGUAUAUGGAUGGAGUUACCAGGAGUCAACUACAGAGAUUUGACCUUAGGCAAGAGAAGGGGGGCAUCCAAUGACAGAGCCACUCCAGAAGAGAUCUCUUCCUACUACAAAAAUUACGUCAAGCUCAUGAGCCUCCAGAAGAACUUUGUCGACAACACUUACGUCACCUCUGUUCAGAAACUCCACCGCAGUCAUGAAAACAGUCUUGGGAAUGAAAAAGGCACUAUAAGUGAUCAGGUGUAUAGUGUGAAAAAUGGCUUUGAUUACUGCAACAAGAACGGGACUGAGAAUGGUCAAACUGGAAUAAGAAAUGGGUCAAUGAAUGAGAUCCGAAACAGAACGGAAAAUACCGGUAUGGGUGAGAUUGAGGAGGAAAAGGGUGAAAAUAGGGGAGGAAAAGAGGUGAGAGAGAGUUUUGGGGUUUCCCAGGGGCUUUCACAGGGACUCUGGGAGGUCAGGGGCUACCAGCAGUUCCAGGGGGCCACGAAUGUCCCGUUUAGUUUAUUCGCAGAGAAUGUCGUGCUAGCUACAGGGGCAUCUGACUCACCAGCUCGAUUGGUAGUGGAAGGCGAGGAUCUCCCUUACGUGUUUCACAACGUGCGUGACCUUGGAGUGGCUGUCAGCUGCAAUCUGGGACCUUCCUCUGACCCCGUGCUGGUAGUGGGGGCGGGGCUUAGCGCUGCAGACGCAGUGCUGUGUGCUCUGAACCACGGGGUCCCCGUGUUGCAUGCCUUCCGUAAGCGUGCCGAUGACCCAGGUCUCAUAUUCAAGCAGUUGCCAAAGACACUUUACCCAGAAUAUCACAGGGUCUACCACAUGAUGUGUUCCCAAGCUUACCAAUCAACCCCUGCUGGCAACACCACAACCCCCAGCCCAUCUCUCUUCCCAGACUACACCAGCUUCCCCGAGCACUGUGUGCUCUCCUUCCAGCCUGACAUGCACUGCGUGAUGAAGGGAUCCAGCGGCGUUCUCAAAGCUCUGAAAGUCUCGAUGGUGCUAGUUCUCAUCGGGUCCUAUCCCAACCUGUUUUUCCUGAAGGAAAAAGGGCAGUACCUUGGCUUGGAUCCUAGCAGGCCCAUUUCCUACAAACAAAAUCCCAUUGACAUAAAUCCAUACACCUUUGAGUGCAACGCCGAGCCUGGGCUCUUUGCCAUGGGUCCCCUUAUUGGUGACAAUUUUGUGCGCUUCUUGAAGGGUGGUGCUCUUGGUAUUGCUAGCUGUCUGCUUAGGAGACUUAAGCAGAUGAAUAAGAAUAGGUUGAUCGGAGAGGAAGGAGGGCGUGGAAGAGAAGGCAGCAGAGGAGCAGGAGGAUUUGUUUAGG